AUGAAGUCCUUUGCAGCCAUUGUUGCCUCUCUCGCUAUGCUGUGCGGCAGCGCACUUGCAGCAGGAAACUGCAAAUGCCAGGACCCCUCUGGCACUGGUCCUCAGUGGAACGAGUAUACCGAGAUGUGCUGCGAGAACGGCAACAACGUUUCGUGCGACAAGGCCAACUACCCAGUCAUCAAUGCUCCGGAUCGGGCAACAACUUCUGCGUCAUCACCUACGACUUUGAUCAGUGCUGCAAGAGCCUUGGAGCUCCUGGUGCUUACUGCUGGUAUUAGACGAGUUGAUGAUGGAUAUUGA
Molecule: messenger RNA, 300 nt
Organism: Fulvia fulva
Lineage: Eukaryota; Fungi; Ascomycota; Dothideomycetes; Mycosphaerellales; Mycosphaerellaceae
Exons: 4
Coding region: 1-300 (99 amino acids)
Source: RefSeq, a predicted model, not a curated record